CCCUGCCGCCGGCGUGCCGCGGUCACCCCCUUCCCCGCCUCCCCGAGAAAAAAAAUCAGGAGGCUGGUACACAAGAAAGACCAACUGUUCAUCCUGUUGAGAUGUCUCGUAGUCCUUCGUUAAUAGAACUGGCAUGUUCAACUGAGAUACUGGGAACCGCAAAAAUGAGAAAAAAUGACCCUACUUCCAGACAUUUGGUUCCUCCUUCUGAUGGCAAUGAAAGUGAACAGUCAAAAUCUAUUCAAAGAAAGAGAGUGCUUCCAUCUUGGAUGCUGGAAAGAGAUCUCCUGGUUCAGAGGAUUUAUGAGCCUGUAAUGAAAGGAGGUAGUAGAAUGAAAAAAGGCCAAGGAAGGGGAGAAAGUAAUAUGGAGUCAUUGAAAUCAGAAGUAAAUGUGCAGCAGAAAAAAAGAUUAGCCUCUGAAGAAACUUUUGAAGGUGAAGAGCAAGAUCAAGGGAAAAGGAGCUGUCUUUCCAUCCCUGUCCCUUCAUCUCAGAAUACAUCUGGAUUUGGAAACAUGGAAGGAAAUGGCAAGACUGGAACAAAAAACCUUGGAAGUUCUCUGGAAAAAAAUGAUAGGCAGCUGCAUAGUAAAUGGUCUAAAAGAAUAGGUCAGAUCUCCAGUAAAACAAAUAUAAGUGAGGAAACGGAAAACAAAGAGCAGAUUACUGGUUCUACAAGCCAACAAGCUCACUGGGGCAGGACUUCCCAAUAUUUUGGUGCCCAGGAAGGGGUUCUUGAGCCUGAUGCAGAUCUGGAUUACGAGACUGAGAUUUCUGAUUCAACCAGAAGUGCAGAUGCUUCAGAAAGCUCCAGACAGAUCAAGCAUAAGAGGACACCUUGCAUGUAUGGAAAAGGCUGUUACAGGAAGAAUCCCAUUCACUUUCAGCAGUUCAGUCACCCUAAUGAUGAUGACUAUCAAGAAACAGUGAUCGUAACUCAGGAUAACAAUGAUAACCGGCCUGAAUGUCCGUAUGGAACAGCUUGUUAUAGGAAGAAUCCACAGCACAAGCUAGAAUACAAGCACAGUGCACCUCCAGUAACUGAAAGAGGAACCCAACAACAAACUUCAAAAAAUGGAAAAAGGGCUGUGGAGAAAGAUGGUGCCAGUGAUGAUGAACCAAAUGAAUAUGACGUUAAAGACAGCUUUAUAGAUGAUGAGGAAGAGGAGCGUGAACUUACUGAUGAAGACUCUGACUGGGAACCAAGUUCAGAAGACAAGGAUAAUGAAGAUGUUGAAACGCUUUUGCAAGAAGCACACAGAUUUGUUAAGACCAAAAAGUAGCUGUACGGAGCAGCAUUACGAAUGUCUGAUCUGGUUGUGUUAAAACAUGGAUGCACAAGAAGAGGAAUUGCUUUGAAAACUGUUUUUUUUUCCUCAGUGAUGUAGGUACUACAGGAGGAUUUUAAUGGGGGCGAGGGGAUUCGGCAACGCCUUUCUUUUUCCACAUGUAUUAUUUUGGUGGUGGGGUUUUUUUGUUUUAUUAAGUGGUGGAGCCAGAGGACUGAGCUCUGGGUUGGUUUUUUUUUUCCUCAUGUAUUUCUUCU
Messenger RNA from Haliaeetus leucocephalus (bald eagle), 1546 nucleotides. It is a transcript of the gene APLF, whose product is annotated as aprataxin and PNKP like factor. Gene Ontology annotation, biological process: double-strand break repair. The record is from RefSeq and is a predicted model, not a curated record. Gene Ontology annotation, cellular component: site of double-strand break; nucleus. Gene Ontology annotation, molecular function: DNA-(apurinic or apyrimidinic site) endonuclease activity; 3'-5' exonuclease activity. NCBI's taxonomy places the organism in Eukaryota, Metazoa, Chordata, Aves, Accipitriformes, Accipitridae.